Lingula anatina is the source of this 2649-nucleotide messenger RNA. Its product is annotated as dystrophin-like. Gene Ontology annotation, molecular function: zinc ion binding; protein binding. Lineage: Eukaryota; Metazoa; Brachiopoda; Lingulata; Lingulida; Lingulidae. The record is from RefSeq and is a predicted model, not a curated record. Gene Ontology annotation, biological process: synaptic signaling. Gene Ontology annotation, cellular component: plasma membrane.
CCUUUUGCUGGAAAUAGAAAGAUUACACAACAGGUCCAUGUCAGGUAACAGCAGCUCCACAUUGACAGAUGAACAGCAGCGAGUGGAGAGGGAGAAACUGGAAGCUAGGCAGGCCAUACUGGAGGCACACAACAAACAGAUGGAGAAACAGCUGACCAGGUUAAGAGCACUGAUAGAGAAGGAGUCCACAGCCCAGAGACAGCCACCUGUUUCUACCUCUCCUAGUAGCCCAACCCAGCCUAAGUCAGCAGUGCCUGCAAACCCACAGUCCCAGAGGAACAUCCCUAGUUUUAACAUCCAGUCCCCUGAGCCCAGUUAUGACCAGUUAGUGGAAAGACUGACCAUACUGGCAGGGUCCCAGGGGAAACCUAUCCAUGUGCCACGAUUUGAGGGCCCUGUGGUGAGAACCUCCCAGGUACCACCUCCACAGUAUACCCCACAGGGAGGAGGGAGGAACAUGGCACAGCCAAGAGGAUUUGGCCCAGAGCAGGAGCAAAAUGUUCCCCCACAGAGAGACAGGUUUUCUGGUUUGACACUCCCGCAGCGACAGACUGGUGCUCCACUUAGAGAAGUCAGUCAGAACACCAUGCAGAAUGUCAGGACGCCCAGCAUGUUGCCUAGCAACAACCACGACCUUGGCUUGACCCCAUGGACACCAGGCAGAGAUUUUACAUUUGGAGACGACACUAGGCUGAGUCCGUCCUAUUUGUCCCUGCCAUCAGCUUCCAAGUCUCGCAACUUCCCAGAAGAGGAGGAGGAGCUGGAGGAUAUUAUAAAGAGAUUGGAGAGGGAAUAUCCAGCUGAUAUGUCUUUCUCAUUGGUGAACAGGUCCCAAGGGAUCAAUGAUGAUAUGCUGGCCGCAGCCAACAAGGUGGGCAGCACAAUGACAGACUUUGUUGGGCAAUGGGAAGAGGAAGACUGUUAGACAGAGUAUAAUAUGCACUUCAUAUGACUCUUAAGCCUACCCUAAGGUUCAGUAGUCACUGGAGACUCGCCACUAUUAUCAGCAUGCGUCUGCUAUUACCAGUAUGUCAGAGGCAGCAUCCAUUGAUCUCUGAACUGCAGGGUGGUUCAGCCAGACUGUUGACAGAAAGUCAGAAGACCAUGUACAGUCACAGGUCUUCCUGUAGAAGUUUACAUGCCUACUUGUGCCUUUACUUGCUGUUCUUAUAUCAUUUUCUUUUCGCAUCAUCUUCAAUUUUCCCGUCCAUUUGAAUGUGCUUAAAGUACCUUUGAUCAGUAACGUGGCAAAUUAUGUAGACUAUUCUUUAUUAUUAUUUUUUUUACUUAAUUGGUAAAACAAGGUUCUAAGCAAUAUAACCCACAGGCUUCAUUAUCAUUAUUUAACAUGUACACGUACAUUGGACAUGUACAGGUAUCUUUGUAUUUCAGCACCUAAGCAACAUAUUUUCAGUAUUUUUCUACAAAUUGAGAUUGACAAUAUAAUGGCAAAGGACAACUUUAAUGAAUGAGCACUUAUUUGAAAGAAGUGGUGCUUCUCAAAUGUCAUGAUAUUGUAGUGUAUGUAUAUAAGUAUGAAUAUAAGAUCUGCUUUUUGUUUGUAUGCAAGUUUCUUUGCUUUUGGGGGGCUUGUUAUUCAGGGCAUUAACUUUUUUACAUUGUGUGUGUAUGCAUAAAAAGCUUACAAUUCUUUUUAGUAUAUUUUGUAUUAUGGAGAUCUUUAUUUGUAAAAAAUAAAAAAUACCUUUUUUUAAGUAGAACAAAGUAGUCUUUUUAGGCAUAUUUUUGUACUUAUGUAAUUUUUUUUUUUAAUGUACUUGUGCAACCUUGCUGCAACUUUUUGAGCAAAACUUACAACUACUUAUGAGGUAAUGUUAAUAUUGUCUAGUGAAGAUUUAUCUGCUAAUUGAACAUCACUGAAGUGAAAGUCUAAACUGUCCAGUUUUUGCAGAAAGUGUUAAUCUGAUUCAGAGGUUAUUACCAUUCCCUAUGGUUUCAUUAAAAAGUAGCCAGUCAUUUUGUUUUUACUCUGAAUAUCUGAAUAUAUAUAUAUAUUCUCAUAACUUAUUUACUCAGCAGCUUGUUUAAAAGGAGAGAAGAUGCAGCCACUGCGUGGAUGUUUGAAAAUCAAGUCCUGGUUCAGGUCCUUGAGUAUAUAACAGCUGCAGUAAGAAUUGUUCUUUUGAAGAAUAUGCACCUUUUCAUAAUGCGAAAAGGAAUGUGAGCAAAGCCACUGGAUUUUAUAUAAAAUCUUUAGUAAUGGUGGAAUGCCAGUGGAUGUAUUGGGAUGUGUAAGACUUCAUAUUUCUUUUGAAUAGUAUUUAAUUAUCUGUUCCUGCUGCAAAGGGUGUCUCUUGAAUUGGGAAACAUGAAAAAUUACACUUUUUGUAGCCAAAUAUUUUACAUCCCACAGAAACUGUGCACCAAACUUUGCAUCAUAAAUGGUGGAAAUGGCACACAAGAUGCCAUUCAUUUAUAGUUCAGUGGAGUAGCAUUUAAUUAAAGAUAUCAGUUUGCCUUUGCACCAAGAAUAGGGACACCCAGUAGUUUUAGGUACCAGGUUAAUGUAGUGCAAUCAUGUCGGCUGAACAAACUAGUACACGUGUAUGUGAGCAUGUUAGUUAUUACAGUUAUACUUAAUUAGUCAAGCUGAUAAUCAAAAGCUCUUCUAAAAAAAGAUGGCAAUAA